This is a messenger RNA of Diuraphis noxia (Russian wheat aphid), 919 nucleotides long. RefSeq names its product arylalkylamine N-acetyltransferase 1-like. The record is from RefSeq and is a predicted model, not a curated record. Lineage: Eukaryota; Metazoa; Arthropoda; Insecta; Hemiptera; Aphididae. Gene Ontology annotation, molecular function: N-acetyltransferase activity.
AUGUAUCCAGAUAUUGCUCAUAAUCAUGAUAAGCCUAUGGAAUGGUUGUGUGAACGUGCUAUACUCACUCCAAAAAAUAACCAAGUGGCGGCUAUCGAUGAUACACUGCUGAUGUCUUUUGAAAGGGAACUUAUUCUGCGCGUGGGCACACCUAUUAUGUUGUUGCAAAAUUUGAAACCACCUAAACUGUGCAACGGGACCAGGCUUAAAGUCAAAGCCUUACAUCGAGUAUCGCUUAUGGCAAUAUCUACACAGACAGGUGAAAUGAUGGGUGCUGCAUUGAAUAGCACAGUGUGCAGGAGUGACGAAAAAAAACAGUGCGGUGACGAGAACAAAAGUUCUAAGUUUAAUGAUAUAUUGGUUAUCUUAGACAAAGCUGGACGAGAAAUUGAUAUAUUUGGGAAGUAUCCAAAUGUAGAUCGUAUUAUGAAGAUAAAUAUUAUUACAGUCAAUGAGGUAUAUAGGGGACUUGGGGUUUGCAAAGCCCUCGUCAACAAGUCAAAGUAUGUUACACUUCAUGAUUUUUUUAUAAACAUAUCAAUAUUUCCAGGACAAUUGAUGUAUAAUUCUAGACAUCAAUAAUAUUAUUGUUGACUAAUCAUCCAUUUUCAGCAAUAGACAGAGACGAACUUACCAUUUUUACACCCCCAGGCAUCAGUGACGUAUUUAGGAUUAUAUCAAGAGGGGAUAUACGUGAACAAGAAUUUAAUUUCCAUAAAGGGAGGAGGUAGUUCACUUACCAUCGACAUCACAAUACUAUAAAUAAGAGAAAUAAGAGAACAAAAAGGAUCUAUCCCCUUACCCCUAUACCUCCCCCUAAAUACGUCACUGCCAGGCAUUACAACACUAACACCUCAAAAAAAMGGCAAUAUAUGUAUAUAUCCACUAGCAUAAGGUUAGGUUAUAUAAGGCUAUAAGG